UUUAGUGACGCCGUUGCUAACACUACUUAUAAACAAUACGACAGAACAAUAAAACUUUGAUUUAGGACAGCGCAGGAAAUAAAUUAAUCAUGGACGAACAUCGUACCGGGGAGGAGACCCCGAUGUCUCAGAGGCUCACAAACGAGGAUUUCAGGAAACUCCUUAUGACUCCGAGGGCUACGCCUGCAGCCGGCGCCCACCCCGCUGGCUCAGUGCGCGAGGCCAUGGCCAAUGCUGGGUCCAUGCCACCACCAACAGAAAAUAAAAGUGAGCUUCGACGAAAGAAGAAGUCAUAUUAUGCUGCCUUAAAGAAACAGGAAGAUAAUAAGUUGGCAGAGUUAGCGGAGAAGUAUAGAGACAGAGCUAGGGAGAGGAGAGACGGGUCCAAUGAUAUUGGGCCUACUGACCCCACCAGCAAUACCAGCAGUGCUUACAGAGCUGUAGCCCCAGAUGUUAAGUCGGGAAUGGAUGCCAAGGAAAGAAGAAGACAACUUAUUCAGGAAUCCAAAUAUCUUGGUGGUGACAUGGAGCAUACUCACUUGGUGAAAGGUCUUGAUUAUGCUCUAUUGCAAAAGGUGCGUUCAGAGAUCCAAACUCGUGAGCAGGAGCAGGAGGAAGAGAUGGAGCGGCUCGUGUCGGAGCCGCCGGUUGAGGCAGUCAAGGAAAAGAAGGAGGUCGCCCCGCAAGAAGAAGAAAUCCAAUUCAAAACACAAAUGGGGAAAAAUAUAUACAACAUGGUCACGGAUCAGAAAAACAAGAAGGUGACCCGCAACGAGUUGUUCGCGCCGGGCCGCAUGGCGUAUGUGGUUGAACUAGACGAGGAAGGCACUAUAGACAGCGACAUCCCUACAACGCUGACGCGCAGCAAGGCCGACGUGCCCGAGCCAGACGAGCGCAGCUCGGCCGCCAGCGCCAACGACGUCGUGCUAGAGAAGCUCACGCAGAUAUUCAGCUACCUGCGCCACGGCCGGCACAGGAAACUCAAGAAGACUAAGGACAAGAACGCAGAAAAGGGUCGCAACGAAGACUCGAUAUACGGCGACAUUGGCGACUAUGUCGGCGGCGAGCGACGUGAGCGAGAGAGACGGGACGAGCGGCCGGGGACGGGCUACUUCGACAAACCCGCCGAGCAGGAUAAGGAGGAAGGCCCCGGGCCGAUGCCGCGCCGCGCCGGCCCCAACCCGGAGGAGCGGGACAAGCGCUCCGCGGCGCUGCUGUCGCGGCUCGCGGCCGAGCCCGAGGGCUACGCCGAGUGCUACCCGGGGCUGCGCGAGAUGGACGACGCGAUCGACGACUCCGACGACGAAGUCGACUACACCAAGAUGGACGCCGGCAACAAGAAGGGCCCUAUAGGGCGAUGGGACUUUGACACGCAAGAAGAGUACUCCGCCUAUAUGAGCAGCAAGGAGGCGCUGCCGAAGGCUGCCUUCCAGUACGGUGUGAAGACACAGGACGGACGGAAGACAAGGAAGACCAAGGAUAAGAGCGAGAAGGCAGAGCUCGACCGAGAGUGGCAACAGAUUCAAAAUAUAAUUCAAAAACGCAAGGCGCCUGCGACGGGCGACGAGCCAGGGUACAAGACCCCGAAAUACUAGCAAAGGUUACUGAUUUUUCUUCUAACUGUAGUUUGGAAUGAUACAGUCAUAAGUAUUUGCUUUUUUGACCAAAAUAGAGACCCUUGUGUAUGCCAAAUUAUGCUUAGCAGUUUAUGACCUUAUUUAGUAUAGGUUUAAAGUUUAAAAUGCUUAAGUGCAC
Cydia amplana is the source of this 1755-nucleotide messenger RNA. RefSeq names its product protein Red (gene beag). Gene Ontology annotation, cellular component: nucleus. The coding region runs from base 90 to 1595 and encodes 501 amino acids. Gene Ontology annotation, biological process: mRNA splicing, via spliceosome. The record is from RefSeq and is a predicted model, not a curated record. Lineage: Eukaryota; Metazoa; Arthropoda; Insecta; Lepidoptera; Tortricidae. The transcript is spliced from 12 exons.